GGCAGCCUGUCGACGGACGUAAUUUUGAGUGACCGCGAAUGAGAUAAACAAGCGAUUCGCUCGCUUGUGAUUGGCCAGUUUGUCAUUCGAGUUGAGGUAAUUUCAAACAUCAUUUUGCUGCUUGGUUAAGUCCUGAAUUUCCGUGAGCGUUUUAUCAAACUGGAGAGAUAACUGACAACACAAAUGAUUACAGCUCAGGAAAGAAAUGAUAUAGCAAUGGAUUUAUUUGCUGAAUUCAACGAAUUCAUGCCAAAUUACUAUCUAAGGACUUCUCAGGAGUAUCAAGAAUGCAAACAAUGUCCUGAAGAGAGAUCCUUAAAUAAGUAUAAUAUACACAGUGGUCUGGCUAAUCAUGAUAAAAAUGGCAUGGUUGAUGCAGCAUAUACGUAUACUUUUGUAUACGUAGGUAAACCUAGAUGAACUGUGUUCUUGUCACGAAGAUCGGAAAGCAGGUACCAGAUGUCUCAGUAAGCAGUGUAAUACAUGUAAGUUACAUGUUUUUAUUUGACAUAAACUGAAUCUCCACUCACUUUCAGAAUUAAUCUUAAAUUCAGUUGGAAUAAGCUUGUUGAGCACAUCAGUAUUGAGAGAAUACAGUGAAAACUUAUGGAAAAACAUAUAUGUGCCGUGUACGCAGAUGGAACUUACUGACGGUAACAGAGGACUACUCAUCUGAAUUAUCUGUACAUUUGAAAUCUGAUUUGUGUUUAAUAAACAAUUUUCA
Messenger RNA from Trichobilharzia regenti, 724 nucleotides. Lineage: Eukaryota; Metazoa; Platyhelminthes; Trematoda; Strigeidida; Schistosomatidae. The record is from the annotation of a GenBank genome assembly.